Paecilomyces variotii is the source of this 504-nucleotide messenger RNA. Its product is annotated as chromosome transmission fidelity protein 8. The record is from RefSeq and is a predicted model, not a curated record. The transcript has a single exon. Lineage: Eukaryota; Fungi; Ascomycota; Eurotiomycetes; Eurotiales; Thermoascaceae. Gene Ontology annotation, cellular component: Ctf18 RFC-like complex. Gene Ontology annotation, biological process: mitotic sister chromatid cohesion. The coding region runs from base 1 to 504 and encodes 167 amino acids.
AUGCCUUCAAUCACUCUCCAUCCGCGCGCAGCGCAAGCUGCCUCGCAGAAACCCUUCUACAACCCCCUCCCUCAGCUUCUGCAGACACCCUCCGGUCUUGCGAUCCUGGAACUUCAAGGAACAAUCAAUAUCCCCUCUCCUGAUGAGAAUCAGGAUCAGGAUAUGGACGAAGGAAGGGAUACAGGCCUCUCCCAAGGUGCUGAGGCCUCUGUCGUCGAGACACCGAUUGGGAAGCUCACGUUUCCCGGAUACUCGCCCCAAAACCCCGCAGACGAUACGAAGUGGAUGAAGCGUGUCUAUCUCUACGUUGGAAAAUACCAACGCAUGACGGGAGAAGUGAAAAAGCUACCGAAGCCAUUGGCGGUGGUUCAGCGAAGGCAGAGGACGGAUGCUCGAGAUGGAAAUACUGGUGUGACUGAAGGCGAAGACGAACUCGAGAUCGUUGAGAUUGUGAAGUAUAAGAUUCUUUUUGGAUCACGUCCAGAGCCUCUAGUCAAUGAGUGA